Salmo salar (Atlantic salmon) is the source of this 2031-nucleotide messenger RNA. RefSeq names its product dual specificity protein phosphatase 22-A. NCBI's taxonomy places the organism in Eukaryota, Metazoa, Chordata, Actinopteri, Salmoniformes, Salmonidae. The record is from RefSeq and is a predicted model, not a curated record. Gene Ontology annotation, biological process: signal transduction; protein dephosphorylation. Gene Ontology annotation, cellular component: cytosol. Gene Ontology annotation, molecular function: protein tyrosine phosphatase activity.
AUUUAUCGGAGGAAACCCGGAAGAGGAUUAUGGAGCGGAGGUUAUACAGAGCAGCAUUAUGGCGAUCGUCUUGUGAAGCAAUGAAGACAAAGCGGUCAAAAGUACACCCAUGUUGUUGAUCUACAGAGGCGCAAAGUGGUCUCGCUUGUGACCGACCGACCAUUUCGCAAUCAUUCGCACGCACCCCUUCAUCUUAGUGAAAGUCCGUCCAUGUUCUUUUCCAAUAUUUUGCGUUGUUGCAUUGAGACGUAAAUACUCAGCUGUAUUUUAAAUACUUCAUAAUCUUUAUCGCCUGCGAGAGACAUGGGAAAUGGAAUGAACAAGGUUGUUGAUGGGCUCUACCUGGGAAAUAUCAGAGACUCUGAGAACAGAGAAAGUUUGUCCCAGAACAACAUCACCCACAUCCUGUCUGUGUACAACAAUGCUAAACCCGUGCUGGAGGACAUGACCUACCUGUGUAUCCACGCAGCUGAUGCGUCUAGCCAGAACCUGUCACAGCAUUUCAAAGAGAGCAUCAGGUUCAUCCACGAAUGUCGUCUAAAUGGAGGGGCCUGUCUGGUGCACUGCCUGGCCGGUGUGUCCCGUAGUACUACCAUGGUGGUGGCCUACCUGAUGACCGUCACCACCUACAGCUGGGAGGAGUGUCUGUCGGCUGUCAAGGCUGUGCGUUCCUUCGUAGGCCCGAAUUAUGGCUUCCAACAUCAACUACAGGAGUACCAGAUGAACCAAGUCACAGAGAUCUACACCAAAGUGUUUGCUGGUUUCAAAUACCGGGCGUGGCUGCGGGCCAGUUUCCGCCCCAGUCCCUUCAAGGACCAGGAGCAGGUGGGAGCACUGCUGAACCAGUACAUAGAGCAGCAGCAGCAGGAGAACCAGAGGAGAGGAGGGGACCACGGCUGGAUGAACCAGGCCUCCAGUGUCUACCCUCUACCCUACAAUGCCUACAACGGCUCUGGGGGCAACAGAUGAACCAAGGGGCCUCGAGUCUCCCUGGUCCCACCAACCUCCAGCUCAGGCCUGCCUGGAGAGUGAGACAAUGGCCCAGUCCCAAAAUCACCCCUAGGCACUUAGAUCUGAAAGGAUCGGAUGGGUGUAAGUAGGGCCAGGGGUUUCACUUGACCAAGACAUUCUCCAGACUCUAGUCCUAAGCAAUAUGGGGAUAGCUCCACCCUGCCCUCUGAUAGACUUACAGGUCCCAAGUGCAUAGGGUUAUUUUGGGGGCAUUGGCUAACUGACUCUCUCACCACUGCACUACCUCCCAUGUCCCUCGCCACCUUCACCACUGAACUGACCUUAGUGCAGCCUGAUCAGGAGCUCUGAUGCUCACUGAAGCCUUAGUCCAAACACCUCCACACCUCAACACCUUGACCUUACAGCCACAUACUACCAUGAGGCUUCACCUGUCCUAUAACCUCAACUCAUCUCUAAACCCAACGGGUCAACUUUUAAGGCCAAACAGAUAAAGAAUCGUAGGACUAGCAGUUUUUUUUCGUAAUCAUCUGCCUAAGACCUAUAACUAGGACCUGGUUAGGUCACAUGAUCAGGAAAAAGUCCUGCACAUAACAUUACAUUUUAAUCAAUUAUUAUUAACAUGUUUAUCAAAAUGUUAUUACAUGGUACCAUGAUUACAUCAUGUUAAAUGCAGUCCGCUGGUUAGAUGGAGGAUCUGAUUGGUGUUGAGGGUUGAAUGGACAUAUGAAUGAACAUAAGAUGCUCUCCGCCCUAAUUUAAGCUGAUCCAGCUACUGUAUACCUGCAUGUGAUAAAGCUUUAAAUAACAGCAGCUUUGCCAUAGAAAAUGAAUGCCUCAUUCCAGUUAGUAAAAUGAAGGAUCAUUACAGCCCAAAGCCAUAAUAUGAGGUCUUCCUAAAAUCUACUGUAAAUCUUCUUCUUCUUUUAAGAUCUUUGUUAAAUGUUUAGUGGUACAAAUUAUGUUGUAUCAUAGUGUAUGUAUCUGCUUUAUUAAUAUUGUAAUGUACACUUUCAUUGUUUGCCAAAAAAAUAUGCUAAUAAAUACUAUUAUGAAGCCAAA